Messenger RNA from Mytilus trossulus (common blue mussel), 1075 nucleotides. RefSeq lists its product as uncharacterized. The record is from RefSeq and is a predicted model, not a curated record. Bases 50 to 1075 code for a protein of 341 amino acids. NCBI's taxonomy places the organism in Eukaryota, Metazoa, Mollusca, Bivalvia, Mytilida, Mytilidae. The transcript has 2 exons.
CAAAACGACAUGCAAACUCUCAAAAUUUGAAUCUGAAAAGGCUGCAACAAUGAUUUAUACAGACCUUAACAACAAAGCUCAAGAAUAUCAAGAAACGAUUGGAAUAUUUACUAGUCAUUUAGAAGACGAAUGUGCAAACAGCAGUCUACAUGGUGUUACUAUUCAUGAGCUAAAGGUUUUAGCCUAUAGGCAUGAAAACGUUUCUGGAUUUGGUUAUACUGAUGGCACUGUUCGUGUUUAUAUAAAAGGCUCUACAGAAGAAGAUAAAACGGAAGUGCUCACAUUCUUUGAAAAAUAUGUCAAUACCACGGAAUAUAACUUAAAAAUUGAAUUUCGUAAGAAACGUGAAAUUACAUAUUUUGCCAAGCUUGAAAAUGGAAGUAGAAUUAACAAACUCAAAACAGCAGGAACAGGUCCAAAGGGAUACGGAACGUUGGGUAUGUUUCUUGAAGACAACAAGGGAAUGUACUUUUUCACAACUUGUGCUCAUGUAAUUGAGGAACAUGAAGAUGCAUAUUUUCCAGAUGAUAACACUAAAAUCGGAGAAAACGUCUUCAUUUGCCAUCCAAAUGCAAACAAUGGUAUUAAACAUGCUAAAAAAAUGGACUUGUCGCUUAUACGUGUGUGCCCUGACUUUGAUAUAGAAUGCAAACUAGGGUUGAAAAGCGUUCAUGGAAAUUUCUUAAAAGGCGCAAUUUUCAAAGGUGACAUUUUUGAAAUAUUUGGACGCAGACUGUAUAAAUGGGGCGCCACCGAACCGUAUCUACAAACAGGAAAAUGCACAGGUAUAGAAGAAGACGAAUUCAUUCACAUACAAAUAAAUACAGACAAUUUUGCGAAGCCCGGAGAUAGUAGUGCUAUAAUUUGCGCAGGCAGAGAUGAUGACACAGCGUUAGCAGUUUUCGUUUUAGUUGGAGAGGAGAGGACUGACCGAAAAGAUGGAAAGACGACAUACGUAGUUUAUAAAGUUGCUGAUGCACUAAAAAAUAAUUGCACACAUGACAAGGGCAAAGAAAGUAUGUUUAUGCACAAAAACUUUAACAGUUUGUUCGGCUUCAAGUUCUGGGUCAACUAA